Molecule: messenger RNA, 1685 nt
Organism: Paramacrobiotus metropolitanus
Lineage: Eukaryota; Metazoa; Tardigrada; Eutardigrada; Parachela; Macrobiotidae
Product: glutathionyl-hydroquinone reductase YqjG-like
Exons: 11
Coding region: 296-1333 (345 amino acids)
Cellular component (GO): cytoplasm
Molecular function (GO): glutathione transferase activity
Source: RefSeq, a predicted model, not a curated record
UCCAUUCGGUUUUAAAGUGCGAGUGUGCGCGACGCGCGUACAGUCGCUGUGUUUACACGCAUAUCCCUGGCUGUCCUACAGUUUCCGAUACCAUCGAUUGAUGCUGCAUCUUGUUUUGUGGUGCUUUCCAUCUUUCUGGUUCCGCGACCAAUCCUGCAUUCAUAUUUCAGACGCCCGAUCCCGACUAUAGUACUACAGUACCGGAAUCACCCGUGUUUUGAGACUUCAAACAUAUCCCCUAAUAUUUCAUUAUUUUUGGUGCUGUCUUUUAAUAAUUGGAGAAGUCUGUGGAAAAAUGGCAGAUCCCUCCUCGCUGAUUUCCGGAGGAGACAAUGUGCAUUUGACUACGCAUCCGGAUCACAUGGAAGUGGUGCAGAAUGCGCCCUCGUGGAAGGCCAGCAUGACUCCUUCGGGAGAGUAUGUGAGAGCGCAGUCUGCCUUUCGCCAUUUCGUCACAGCGGAAGGAUCCAGUGGUUUUGUUGCGGAACCGGGACGAUACCAUUUGUAUGUGUCCUUGGCAUGCCCGUGGGCCCACCGGACGCUGAUUGUGCGUAAACUGAAAGGAUUGGAGGAUAUCAUUUCGGUCAAUGUGGUGGAUUGGCUUUUACAAGAAGUGUGGAGCUUUAAUGGACAGCGAGAUGGUUGCACUCCCGAUACUGUUAACAGUUGUGCCACUUUGCGGGACGUUUACCACCUUGCCCAACCAGGAUAUUCUGGGCGCGUCACUGUGCCGGUUCUAUGGGACAAAAAGGAGAAAACUAUUGUGAAUAACGAGAGCUCGGAAAUAAUUCGUAUGUUGAACGUGGAGUUCAAUGCGUUCUGUCAAACUGACGAGCAGCGGAAUCUAGAUUUGUAUCCGGUGGAGUUGCGAGCUGAAAUCGAUGCUAUAAAUGAAUGGAUUUAUCGGGACAUCAACAAUGGUGUGUACAAAUGCGGAUUCGCUCGAUCUCAGGAAGCUUACGAUAACGCGGUUAUCAACCUGUUUGCUGCAUUGGACAAGGUUGAAGUAAUUCUUUCUGAACAUCGCUAUCUCUUGGGAAGCCAGUUAACAGAAGCGGAUAUUCGUCUGUUCACCACCCUUGUCCGAUUCGAUAUGGUUUAUGUGACUCACUUCAAGUGCAAUCGCAAACGCAUCGCGGAUUAUAAAAACUUGUGGGGAUUUGUGCGUGACAUCUACCAGACGGCCGGCAUUGGGGAGACAGUGAACAUGGAGCACAUUGUUAAUCAUUAUUAUCAAAGUCAUCGUACCAUCAAUCCUUUCGGCAUUGUCCCACUGGGCCCGGUUUUGGAUUUCAACGCCGUGCACGAACGCGGCAAGGAACAGAACGUGUAAGGAGGAUUGCCCGGACCCGCGCUUUACAUUUCGCCCACAUGACCCGUUCUUCGUUCUACGUUUUUCUCGUUCCCUUUGUAUUUAUGGCUUCAUAAACAUGCUAAAUCACUGGCUAACCGUUUUAUUUUUUGUGAAUAUUUCUGUGCGAACUGUUUUAAAAAGUUUUUUAGCGUUUUGGGAGCAGGCUGAUUUAUUACAAUUGUGUAUUUGCUUUUCGUCCUUGUGAAUGUGAUAACGAUCUCGUCAGAAUUAUACAACAGCGGUUUAAUUGGCUUGAUUGUUGUUGGACAAAUAAUCCUUUAGAUCCAUGAUUUCGUGCUAGUAAAACCGGUACAGUAUCCCUUUUCCAGAU